This is a messenger RNA of Closterium sp. NIES-65, 900 nucleotides long. The record is from the annotation of a GenBank genome assembly. Lineage: Eukaryota; Viridiplantae; Streptophyta; Zygnematophyceae; Desmidiales; Closteriaceae.
AUGUGCCUGUUGCUGCCCGUGCCUGUGCUGCCCUGUGCUGCCCGUGCCUGUGCUGCCCGUGCCUGUGCUGCCCGUGCCUGUGCUGCCUGUGCCUGUUGCUGCCCGUGCCUGUGCUGCCCGUGCCUGUGCUGCCUGUGCCUGUUGCUGCCCGUGCCUGUGCUGCCCUGUGCUGCCCGUGCCUGUGCUGCCCGUGCCUGUGCUGCCUGUGCCUGUGCUGCCUGUGCCUGUUGCUGCCCGUGCCUGUGCUGCCCUUUGCUGCCUGUGCCUGUGCUGCCCGUGCCUGUGCUGCCCGUGCCUGUACUGCCCGUGCUUGUACUGUCUGUGCCUGUUGCUGCCUGUGCCUGUGCUGCCCGUGCCUGUGCUGCCCGUGCCUGUGCUGCCCGUGCCUGUGCUGCCCGUGCCUGUGCUGCCCGUGCUUGUGCUGCCUGUGCCUGUUGCUGCCCGUGCUUGUGCUGCCCUGUGCUGCCUGUGCCUGUUGCUGCCUGUGCCUGUGCUGCCCGUGCCUGUGCUGCCCGUGCCUGUGCUGCCCGUGCCUAUGCUGCCCGUGCCUGUGCUGCCCUGUGCCGCCCGUGCCUGUGCUGCUUGUGCCUGGUGCUGCUCGUGCCUCAUGCUCGCGCCCUCGUGCGCACUGUUUCUGCUCUCUCCCCCCCCCCCCCCCCCGUUUGCGGCGGCCCCAUCGCCGCCCCUCUAGGCCCCUCGCGGCCCCUUCGCGGCCCCGUCGCCGCCACUUGCGGCCCCGUCGCCGCCACUUGCGGCCCCCGGCUCCGUUGCCGCCUCCUUCGCGGCCACCUCGCCGCCCUUAGCGGCCCCAUCGCCGCCCUUAGUGGCCCCAUCGCCGCCUCUACCGGCCCCGUCGCCGCCUCUACCGGCCUCUUCACCGCUGAGCCGCCCAGUAGCUGA